GAUAACGUCCAACCAACCGGCACUGCGCAGCUGCACCCGUGUCCUGCAUUUUUUUUCUUCGGUUUUGUUUUCAUUCGUUGUUUUUUUGGGACGACGUUGCUUCCUUUGCUUAGUUCAUGUGUAUUAUUGCUGCUAUUAUUUUGAACAUGGUUGGAAUUUUCACUCCUUGUCUUCCUAUUAGCAACUUUUCUUCUUUCUGCAAGACCUGCUAUCUGACAGUUUAGGCUGUUUGGCUUGUGUGGACGUACGUCGCAAAAUUGAGCUUUUUAAAGUUUGAGUCGACAAAUAUUUUGGCACCUCGGAGUAAGUGAAGGCGUUUUAUCCAUUGGAGUGAAACCAAACGCAAUAAAAUGACACUCUUUCCUUUUUUCUGAGCUCUGUGCUCUCAAGAAGACUAAAGUAUAGUGUACUGGUCCAGCUCUCCAUAGUGAACUGGAUGAUGGCAGGGCCUCCCUCCCAGCGCCUGUUGCCCCCUUCUGGACCCAAAACACACUUCAGGAGCUUAGACCAUGCAGGAGGAGACUCGCUGAACACUGGACCAGUCAACACUGGCCCUGACCUCAAAUCGCCACCACAGACCCCACUCAAAGGUGAUCAGAGCUUUAAAGACUGCUGUGAAAUGAAGGAUAAGGACCGGUUGGACAUGGAUGAGAAUUCUCUGGGACGUUGCUCCAUCCGUGACAGGAACAGCAAUGGGCAAGUUGCAGAUGGCAGCGGUUUAGGGACAGGGGCAGGCACCUUCCAGAGCCUGUGGGAGCGGACAGUGGCAUCUGAUCCCGGUUUGUUCCAGCUGCACUACAUGGACCUGGGCGAGUUCCUGACGGAGAACGGCAUGGCCAUGCACGGAGCUCAGAUCCCCUCCCAGAGCUCACAGUGCCCCUCCACAUCCCCUUCUCCCUGCUCUUCCUCUUCCUCAUCCUCAGCUUCCGCCGCCUCACCUCCUACGCUGCUUGGCUUGGACCUGCAGGUGCAGCAGAGCAUGAUGGGAGCUGCCGGCUGCUUGCACAGUCCUCCUCAGGGCAGCCUUGAGCCUACUCCAUCACCCUCCUGCCCGCCACUCACUGCCCCACCCAUGACCAAUGCCAAUGACAUGCUGACGACCUUUGACCCUGACCCCGCUGAUGUGGCCCUGUCCAGUGUUCCAGGUCAGGAGGCGUUUGACCCCCGCACACAUUGCUUUACUGAAGAGGAUCUCAAGCCACAGCCUGUGAUCAAAAAGGCCCGUAAGAUGCUCGUCCCUGACGGCUUAAAGGAUGAGAAAUAUUGGAGUCGGCGCUUGAAGAACAACGAGGCAGCUAAGCGCUCACGGGACGCACGGCGAGUGAAAGAGAACCAGAUCUCAGUGCGCGCUGCCUUUCUGGAGCGGGAGAACGCUGCACUCCGACAGGAAGUGGCCAACAUGCGCAAGGAGCUUGGCCGCUGCCGCAACAUCCUCAACAAAUACGAGAGCCGCUACGUCGAGCAGUUAUGAAGAGGAAAGAAGAGAAAGACGUAUACGGAUCACUGAGUGUGUUGAGCGACAAUGGACAUGAGCUGAAGCUCACACAAAGGCACAAAGGAAAAAGAGAAAUACAUGGACAGAAAGAGUAAUGCAGGGAAAUGGACAAAAAGCCUGUUUAUACUUUCAAGAUAAGAAGUUAAACAUAGGAUAAAAUGUUUUUCCAUAAAGAAGAGAAAUGUAUAUUUUUAUAAAUAGAGGCAUUCAAUAUGGGAAGAGGAAUUUUUUGAGAAUAUUUGAUGUAUUAUAUAUAUAUAUAUAUAUAUAUAUAUAUAUAUAUAUAUAUAUAUAUAUAUAUAUAUAUAUAUAUAUAUAUAUGUAUUUCAGGAAGACUAUUUCAGGGGAGAGUGAGAUUGAGAGAGAAUGUAGAAAUAUUGCUGGUAUUUUGAAGCAUCUUUAGCUGGUAUUUUAAAAAGCACUUACAGGGGGCUGGACAGAACUAUAAUAGAUGAGAGGGGGAAAGUAAUAUUGGAGUAAAGAUUUCAUCAAAUUGGUGGAAUAAUAAUUUCAGACUGUGAAAGCUAAAGUGUAUUUUAAAUUUGCAAAAAAAUAUAUAAUUUGGGUUUAUUCAAGCACUUAAUUAAUUGUGUACUUUUUUUGCAUUUGUGAUGAAAGUGUUCAAGCAGAUUUUGGAAGAGACGACAUUUCCUGAGUUUUGGCACUUUUUUUUUUUUUUUUUUGAUUAGCAGUUCUAACAGGAAAGGGCAACUUUUGAUGUUUUACUGAUAUUUGGGACAGACGGUUCUUAAAGAGGAAGACAGAAAGAGAGAGAGAAAAUGGAAUGGAUUGUGAUGCUUAAUAUUGAUUCUUCCUUUUUUUUCUUUCUUCGCUCUCUGUUCAUUGAUUUGAAUUAUAAAUGUGUUGUGAAAUGAAUCUUCACAAAUGUACUCAGUUUCCUUUUUCUUCUAUUACUGAAAUAGACAUCUCCUAGUAUCCUUCCUCCCACACAGUUUAACACUACAACAUCUGCGAUCACCAGAACUGUUGGUGCCACAGUGUUUAAGUCCCUUGCAUACUUGAACCCUCUAUAGAAAUUAUCCUUGCUGUGCAAAGCAUACGCUUGUAUAAUACUGAUACAAAUGACAAGAAUUAUCCUUACCAGAUUGUGUAAAACAUACCGUCUGUAUUGUAUACAGAUAUUGAGUAUAUUUUCCAAACAGAUUUGCAUUUUGGACUGAUUGUGCUUUUGUAGGUUGCUUGCAUUUGUGUGUGCAGAGCUGUUCCAGGAAUCACUGGUUUUACAUGUCCAUCAUUACUGGAAUUUUUGGAAUUUCAGAGACUGACUGGGAACAGUUACAAAUCAUGUCCUUGAGUUUUACUAAUCUUCAUGAGUUCCAGUUUUGAGAAUCUCAAUAUAAAUGCAUUGACAUCACGGCAUGGCGCACUUCACUUGUUAUAGCACCUUGAAUAUUUACUUCUCCUUUCUGCUUCUAAAUCUCUUGCGUUCUUUAGAUCACUUAUAAAGUUCUUUGAAUUCUUAUUGUACUAAAUAUUACGUUCUCUUGUAAUAUGAUGAACUUUUGUUUUUCGUUUAGCUUUGCUCUGUAUUUCUGUUCCUGUAAAUGCACAACUCUCUCCUUAAUUGUGCAUGUUUAGGCCACUUCCUCCUUGAUAGCUCUCACCGGCACCAACUGGUGCAAGGUGAAUUUGUUUAUCUGAAGAGUGCAUUAUACACCCUCUGAGACACUCAUGUAGUUGCCAGUGGUCACCACAAACUGUCGAGGAACUGAACUGCAUUUUUUUUUUCUGUUUAGACAUUCCACUCAGUCUUUUUCGGUGAUGUAGGUGUUUGAGCAGUGCAGCUUUUUUGCUCACCUCUAUCUUUUGUGUCCGCAGUGACGAUAUGAUUUCCCUGCAACUUUAGAUUCACCUUUAACAGACUCAUGAAUACAACAUGAUCAUCCUCAUCGUCCUUGAGUUAUGCAUCCCAGUGACCACUUUGCUCUUAGCCAAAGUAUUUCAAGGAAAUGUCUUUUAAUGGAGAACACAAAUAAAUAAUUCUUAUUCACAAA
Messenger RNA from Pangasianodon hypophthalmus (striped catfish), 3510 nucleotides. It is a transcript of the gene dbpb, whose product is annotated as D site albumin promoter binding protein b. Gene Ontology annotation, biological process: regulation of transcription by RNA polymerase II. The transcript is spliced from 5 exons. Gene Ontology annotation, molecular function: RNA polymerase II cis-regulatory region sequence-specific DNA binding; DNA-binding transcription factor activity, RNA polymerase II-specific. Lineage: Eukaryota; Metazoa; Chordata; Actinopteri; Siluriformes; Pangasiidae. The record is from RefSeq and is a predicted model, not a curated record. Gene Ontology annotation, cellular component: nucleus. Bases 437 to 1471 code for a protein of 344 amino acids.